GGUCAAAAUCAAUCAGGAGCAGGUGGUUCAGGAGGAGAUAAAAAAGAUGAUAAAGACAAAAAAAAGAAAUAUGAGCCUCCAAUUCCAACUCGAGUUGGUAAAAAGAAACGUCGUACUAAAGGCCCGGACGUGGCUGUUAAACUACCGCAAGUGACUCCACACACAAGAUGUAGGCUGAAGCUUUUGAAAUUAGAGAGGAUAAAGGAUUAUUUAUUGAUGGAAGAGGAGUUCAUUAGGAACCAAGAAAGACUAAAGCCCCAGGAAGAAAAAAAUGAAGAAGAAAGAUCUAAAGUUGACGACUUAAGAGGAACUCCUAUGUCGGUUGGAACGUUGGAAGAAAUUAUUGACGACAAUCAUGCGAUAGUAUCCACAUCUGUAGGUUCUGAACACUACGUAUCAAUUCUUUCCUUCGUGGAUAAAGAUCAGCUGGAACCGGGUUGCUCGGUUUUACUAAAUCAUAAGGUUCAUGCAGUUGUUGGUGUUCUUGGAGAUGAUACAGACCCUAUGGUUACUGUCAUGAAAUUGGAAAAAGCACCUCAGGAAACCUAUGCUGAUAUUGGAGGACUUGAUACACAAAUUCAAGAAAUCAAGGAGUCGGUUGAAUUACCACUAACUCAUCCAGAGUACUAUGAAGAAAUGGGAAUAAAACCACCAAAAGGUGUUAUAUUGUACGGACCUCCUGGUACUGGAAAGACUUUACUCGCUAAGGCUGUAGCGAAUCAAACUUCCGCGACUUUCCUACGCGUUGUUGGAUCUGAGUUGAUUCAAAAAUACCUUGGAGAUGGUCCGAAACUUGUUCGUGAACUCUUCAGAGUCGCGGAAGAACAUGCACCAUCAAUUGUAUUUAUUGAUGAAAUAGACGCUGUUGGUACAAAACGGUAUGAUAGCAACAGUGGUGGUGAGAGAGAAAUUCAAAGAACUAUGUUGGAAUUAUUGAAUCAACUUGAUGGAUUUGACAGUCGUGGUGAUGUAAAAGUUGUUAUGGCAACAAAUAGAAUAGAAACCUUGGAUCCUGCAUUAAUUCGUCCCGGUCGUAUAGAUCGUAAAAUAGAAUUCCCACUUCCUGAUGAGAAGACCAAGAGACGUAUCUUCAAUAUUCACACCAGCAGAAUGACUUUGGCGCCAGAUGUUAAUCUAUCAGAGUUAAUCAUGUCAAAGGAUGAUCUUUCUGGAGCUGACAUAAAAGCUGUUUGCACUGAAGCCGGUUUAAUGGCACUGCGUGAACGUCGAAUGAAAGUCACAAAUGAUGACUUUAAAAAAUCUAAAGAAAGCGUUCUUUACAGAAAGAAAGAAGGAUCGCCAGAGGGACUUUACUUGUAA
Cotesia congregata is the source of this 1320-nucleotide messenger RNA. NCBI's taxonomy places the organism in Eukaryota, Metazoa, Arthropoda, Insecta, Hymenoptera, Braconidae. The record is from the annotation of a GenBank genome assembly.